Camelina sativa (false flax) is the source of this 528-nucleotide messenger RNA. RefSeq lists its product as uncharacterized. NCBI's taxonomy places the organism in Eukaryota, Viridiplantae, Streptophyta, Magnoliopsida, Brassicales, Brassicaceae. Gene Ontology annotation, molecular function: RNA-DNA hybrid ribonuclease activity; nucleic acid binding. The record is from RefSeq and is a predicted model, not a curated record.
AUGUCAAUACAUGUACAAACAAGAGCUGAAGUACAGGACUGGGUAGAAGCGACAAAUAGACGAAGAGAACAGGCUACUAUUCAUGGCACAGCAUCAGACGCAGCUUGCUGGUGUCCUCCACAACUUCCAUUUGUUAAAUGCAAUUAUGAUGCAAGAUUUGAUGAGAUUAAUCAACAAGUAACAGGAGGAUGGAUUAUCCGUGAUCACACAGGGGAAAGUUUAGCAUGGGGAGCAAACAAAUUAGGAUCAUCAAGAUCACCGCUAGAGGCGGAAACAAAGGCAUUAAUGGGAGCAAUACAACAAGUUUGGAUAAGAGGUUUUACUUUGGUUCUCUUUGAAGGAGAUUGCGCAAUUCUCAUUAACAACAUCAAUGGCAAAACGACUAAUGUAGCUAUUCGGAGUAUUUGCAUGGACAUAGCUUGUUGGGCAACAAAGUUCAAGGAAUCAAGAUUUGACUUCGUACGACGCACUUGCAACCGCUCAGCUCAUGUUUUAGCAAAAUAUGGAUGUACAAGUCUCCUUGGCUAA